GUAUAUAAUAUAUAGAGACGCAGACACACAGUGACAGUAAAUAAUUACUAUAAUAAUCAUCAAGAUUUGAAAGAAUCCAUCGCUGUUUCACUCGCCUGUUAGGCGCCAUGUCAAUGCGAAGGCGUACCUUGCUCAAGGUCAUCGUUCUUGGGGAUAGCGGAGUUGGCAAGACCUCCCUAAUGAAUCAAUAUGUGCAUAAGAAAUUUACUCAGCAAUAUAAAGCUACAAUCGGUGCCGAUUUUGUCACUAAGGAGCUGCAGAUUGAUGAUAGGCUGGUCACUCUACAAAUAUGGGACACAGCUGGGCAAGAGAGAUUUCAGAGUCUUGGGGUUGCCUUUUAUAGAGGUGCAGAUUGCUGCGUGCUAGUUUAUGAUGUCAACGUUAUGAAGUCAUUUGAUGCUCUUGACAAUUGGCAUGAAGAGUUUCUUAAGCAGGCAAACCCAUCCGACCCCAAGACAUUUCCAUUUAUAUUGCUUGGAAACAAGGUGGAUAUUGAUGGUGGAAAUAGUCGAGUGGUUUCUGAGAAAAAAGCAAAAGAAUGGUGCGCUUCUAAUGGUAAUAUACCUUAUUUUGAGACAUCUGCGAAAGAAGAUUACAAUGUUGAUGCUGCAUUCUUGUGCAUUGCCAGAACUGCUCUAGCAAAUGAGAAUGAGCAAGAUAUGUAAGUUUAUGAUAAGGCCUUAAUUUAUCUCUUACUUCGGUUGCAUUUUGAGUGAAAUUUUUCAAAAUCUUGAAGUGAUGAUCUUGGCUAGGUUCAGAAAAGAACAUGGUUUAACCAGUUUCAAACCUUUGAAAGAUGAGCACUGUCUGCAUCACAUACAGAAUAUUUAUUGCUGUUAUUGCUGAGGGACUUGCCAGCAAAACAUUUAAGACGUAAAGCAUUUUUAGAAG
Messenger RNA from Carica papaya (papaya), 891 nucleotides. NCBI's taxonomy places the organism in Eukaryota, Viridiplantae, Streptophyta, Magnoliopsida, Brassicales, Caricaceae. The record is from RefSeq and is a predicted model, not a curated record.